UAUGGAGCGACCGGGAGUGAGGACGGCACGGCCGCUCACAGUGCUGGGUGAAGAAUGCGCCGCUCCGGUCCCUGAGGUGCUCGGAGCGCUGGAGGGCUCGCCACCUUGGCUGCAGCCCCCGGCCUCGGGCUGGGAACGAGUUCGGGAGCUCUUUCGGCGGAAUGAACAAAAGACGUACCCAGAAGAAACGAUAUAUAUAGCUAAAGCAACAUUUACAGGGAGUCUUGUUGGCUUUGUCUACGGCGGUAUACCUGGAUAUCUAAAUGCCAAAAAACAGUACAUUGAGAAAUGUGGAGGAGAACUCUACCAUAAUCGGCUGGAUGCUGUGCAAUCUAUGCAACGAAUAGCAAUGAGGGGAUUCAUCCGAUAUGGCUGGCGGUGGAGCUGGAGAGUUGCUGCUUUUGUAGCAAUAUUCAACACAGUGAAUACUGGCUUGUCUGUAUAUCGUGAUAAAAGUACCCUUGGUCACUAUACCAUUGCUGGAGCUUGUACCGGCAGCUUGUUCAGAAUGCACUUGGGCUUGAGAGGUCUGAUUGGAGGCAGUGUUAUUGGAGGACUCUUGGGUGGCUCUCUGGGAACAUUACUAAUGGGACUGCAAAAAGUCACUGGCGAAACCUUUGUUGAGAGAAAGAAAAGAAAGCAAAGUGAGCUACAUGCAUUUAAGAUGGCAAAGUGGAAAGCCACUCUUGAUAUCCCUGAAGACAGUUCAGAAGAAACAGAUGAUGUCCUGCAGGAAAAAGAUGGUAGAUAAUCUUGGAAAUUCAACUUUAAAAAUUGACUAGAAGCCGUUUGUUGGACGGGGAGAAAUUUGAAUUUCUCUGGAUACAUAAUUAAAUAUGUGCAGGUAACAACAGAACUUCUUGUGGCAAAAACAGUAACUUUAAUUUUUUUUUUUAAAGUUGUAUAAAAAUAAUGUCUGGGAAUAUUCAUGUAAAACACAAAUUCUUAGAUAUAGCAUUACUGCUUCCUUAAAAUAUAUAAAAAAAUGACUAAAUAUUUUUGAAA
Protobothrops mucrosquamatus (brown spotted pit viper) is the source of this 1005-nucleotide messenger RNA. RefSeq names its product translocase of inner mitochondrial membrane domain containing 1 (gene TIMMDC1). NCBI's taxonomy places the organism in Eukaryota, Metazoa, Chordata, Lepidosauria, Squamata, Viperidae. The record is from RefSeq and is a predicted model, not a curated record. Gene Ontology annotation, cellular component: mitochondrion. Bases 2 to 751 code for a protein of 249 amino acids. The transcript has 7 exons.